Molecule: messenger RNA, 1809 nt
Organism: Mytilus trossulus (common blue mussel)
Lineage: Eukaryota; Metazoa; Mollusca; Bivalvia; Mytilida; Mytilidae
Exons: 9
Coding region: 120-1565 (481 amino acids)
Source: RefSeq, a predicted model, not a curated record
AUUUAUUAUGACACAAUUAUAUGGAUACUUAACUGACAUCCUGUUUAUGUGGAAAUCUUAACUUAAAUCUUGCUUCAAUGUUUUAUACUUCCCACUAAAAAACUGCGAACUAUGUGAAAAUGGGCGAAACCUUAAGCAAGAAGUGGAGACAUGAUCCAGCAUACCAUGAAGCAACAGAAACCUUGACGAGAUCAAACGAAAAUACUCAACAAUUCGUUAAUAAAAUCUUAACUGAAUCGAACAAAUUAGAAGCCAAAAAUAAAGAGCUAGAGAAAGAAAUAGCCAAACUCAAAGCAUCUAUUGAAUUAAAGAAAACUCCAUCAAGAGACAAGCUAAAUCCAGCAUCUUCAGAGGAAAAACCACAACUGACAAGAGCCCAGCUUAAUCGAGGACAAUCGGAGGACCUAAUACUGGCAGGAAGAGACAAGCGGAAUCGAGGUCAUUCGGAGGAACAACUACUAGCCAGAAGAGCCAUGAUGAAUCGAGGACUUUCGCAAGAAGGACAAUUACUGGAAGGAUGCCUUAUUGAACAGCAUAAUUUAACCGGGGACAACGAAACGCUGAAGCAAGAAAAUAACAAAUUAAGAAAAGAGAUCAAAGUGUUGUCAGAUGAAAAAGAAAUUGCCCUUUCAAGGUUAAGCAAACUAGCAGGUAUUCAACUUACCAAAGGAAACAGCGACAUCACUGAUUUGAGUGACUCAAACAGACCAACAAAACUAUCUGAAAAAUGGUCCAGUCUAUAUACUGAUGAAUGGUCCGAUGCAUUUGAUGAACUAUUUAAAAUCAAGAAAACAAACGAUAACUUCAGAAUAGAAAAGGAGCUCUGCGAUAUUGUAAAGAAAUGUUAUAUAACAUGUGUAAAGAUUGGAGAGAAACAGAUGGUGGACAUUAAAAAACAUACAUGGGAUAUUGCCUGCUGUUUACAUCAUCGACCCGAUCAAUUAGUGGAAGCAGCACAAACAACCAUGUUUAACAAAAUGGUAAAAGAAGAAAAGGUUGAUAAAAAGGCUGCUACAAUGGUGAUUAAUCAUAGGAACAAUGGGGGAGAUAUGACAAGGCUACUUGUAAUACAGAAAUGUAUGGAGGAGUUGGUUGAUAUUGUACAUGAACGAAGGAAGUAUGAUAAGAAAUUAUCAGAAUACGUUAAACAGGAAACUAUGCGACAGUUUGAACAUUACAGAAAACCAGGUUCGAAAAACCACGUCAUAACAUUUGUUGAGCGCUGCACAGAUCUAUGCUGGAGCAUGGUAAUCAAAGCGCCUUCCAUGGUUCUGGUUUAUGACCAACCGGAAGGUCGGCCGAUCGACAAAAACAUGUUUACAGUAUAUACCAAACAGGGGCCACUCAUUGACUUUGUGGUAUGGCCAGCCUUGAUUUUGCGCACUGAUGGUCCAAUUCUUGCGAAAGGCGCUGCACAGGGAAAAGGGGGUGAACCAAAUAGAUACAUGGGAACGAAAAUAGGAUCUGAAUCGAUAGGCAAUUCAACAUGGACAGUUACCAAAACAGCAGAAUCAGUCAACGUAGAAAAUGAGACAUCAAGAGUAAAUUGGAAUAAUAUAAAAUAGCAUUGUAAUGACAUGUGGAUUUAAAUAUGCAUAAUGGAUUAUUCAUCAGAAGGGAAUAGCCGGCAUAUAAGACUGUUCGAAAUUUGAAUUUCAAACACUGCUUCUCCGCUGCGCGCAUAGCGUACUUCGGUCAAUGCUUAAACCGUGUAACAAAUAAAAUUAUAAAAACAAUCAUUAAAUUCUUAAGUUAAAAUCAGAAUACUUUUUGAACUGUACAGUAUAAAUAUUGAAUUUAUUGUCUAUA